Moneuplotes crassus is the source of this 2352-nucleotide messenger RNA. The record is from the annotation of a GenBank genome assembly. NCBI's taxonomy places the organism in Eukaryota, Ciliophora, Spirotrichea, Euplotida, Euplotidae.
UUGGUAAAUUUAUACGAAAUUUAAUCUACCGGAAAGAAUUUUUGUCGAUUAUUCAAUUUUGAUUGGAUAUACACUCAUCAUGGAGAAGGAAAAACAUCUUUGAUACCAAAGAUGUCCGUUUAAAAGAAGCUUUCAGUAUAUUCUGAAGGAAGAAGAGGCAUUCCUUAUGCCUGUUUAUGAAAAGUGUUCAUAUUGUCUUCUUCCCUAGUGUCUGGAGUUAGUUUCUAAGAUAAGUUUUUGUGAAUGAAAUAAUCCUUUGUUAUUGGCAUGUCUUCAAAUUUCAUCAGAAUUACCAUCAGAAGUUACGGACAAAAAUUUUGAGCAUGCCUCAAAUUUCUAAUUGCAUUUUUUUUUGCUUAUUUUCCAAACUUACAGCCAAAAGUUGUUGAUAGAGAGGAUUAGUAAUCUUGGAGAACUCUGCUAAUAUAGCACCUGUGAGCAAAAGUUCUUUCCGACAUGAAGCUGAAUCCCUUUUUAGUUGCUAUUUUUUGAAUUUUGUCAAAAAUGUAUGCAAAAUUUUAACUAAAAGUACUUUUUGUAAUUGGCCACACUUUCUUACAAAAAUCUAAAUCUACCAAUCAAGAUGCUACUCUUUAACGUUGUCAUAACUAAAUAACUUGAGAGGGAGAAAGAGACUAAGGGUGGCUCAAGAAGAAUAAUUUUACAUCUUUCAUUGCUCCCUUUCAUGUAAGCCAUCUACACUAUCAUGAUUGUUGACAUUAGAGUCAACGAAUACUUCCGACCCUUAUGUUACGUGCACAUCAGAUGUAAUAAACUGCACGAAAUGCUAUCGUGACAAAAUUGGAUUACUUUAAUCCAUUAUUGGCAGCUUUUUAUGUCCGAUAUAAUUCUGAGCCCAACUUCCAGAGUUGUCCAGUUAGGCUAAAAUAACUCCAUUCUAUGGAACUUCAUACUGCUCAGUUUUCUGAAACAGAAAGAAGGGAGGGCCACUAGUUUCACCAAUCCAAUUCGUGGCUGAGGUUCUCAAGAAUAACAAGUUUGAUUGCAUAAUAGUUGAAAAUUUGCUCUCAGCUGAAAAUUGUGAGCUUAAACGAAGUUUGCCAAAUGUUUUCUGAGAUACAAUAAUCUGUGUCUCAGUAAAGCAAGUUAUAAGCAGAUUAACAUGAAUUAAACUUUAAACUGCAUCCAGGGUUGGGACUCAGAUGUCAUCUCUCUGGUUAAAUAAAUCUGAAUGAGAUCUGAUGUUUUGGUAACAGAACUCUCAACGUUGCGCAACCAAUCUCAAUAGGGUUAGCUUCAAACUAAGGAGACCAAGAGGCUCUGUUCAUCUUCGCAUUGUAAAAAUAACUUAUAGAAGCUAUUUACCUUCAAUAUCAGCAAUCUGCUACUCAGGAGCAAGAAUUUUUAUGAUAAAAAUAUUGUCAGAUUUUUAGGAAUUUAGACUAAAAUAGUAUAUAAACUCUUUUGGGUUUGAGAUUAUAAUAAAAAUUUAGAAAGUAAGUUCCUAAUCUCCUAAAUUAUCUGAAGUUCUCGAGCGUUUUUCACUCAAAUCAGCCUCUAAUAACACCGUGUAGAUCGAUAUAAGCAUAAUGCCAGCUGCUCAAAUAAAAAGAAAGAGAAAUGAGAAAUUUGAGGACAAAGAAAACAUCUUAGAAAUCCGAAAAGAGAAAAACAGAGAAAAAGCUCAGAUCUUUAGACAAAGAAAGAAGGAAUAUAUUACCUCACUUGAGAACAAAGUGAAAGAGCUUGAAGCCAAGGUUUAUGACCUCACACUUAAGUUAGAGAGUUAUCAGUAUGAAAAGAGUCUAUCAUCUUUGCAUGAAGGUGAAUUGUUUGCUGAGCUCGAUUCCAUCAACUUUGGGGACUCACCAACUUACUCAAAAAGUGAGGAAGUCCUUGAUGUUGAGGCUAUGUGAGGGAAACAAGAGAAGUUAAUGCUUCUCUUUAACAAAACUCCAGUCAAAGAGCACAGCGAUUCCUUCAAAUACUUUGGAAAAAUGGGAAGUUAUAUGAAGACUGAGAUCCUUCAUAGAGAUAACCUCAAUAUCGUGGAAAGAUUCUUACUUGAUUGUGAUAUGACACCAGAUCAAAUUCAGAGAGAUUUCCAAAACUAUAAUAUUUCGCAACUAAAUAAGGCAAUGAAGAGUGUUGCCGAGACAAUUAUCGAUACCAAAAGAAAUUAUGAAUGCUUGAAGAAAUUAUCAACGAAAGCACUUGAUUGAAUCUUGAAGAACUUUGAUCGCUCACAGAUUCACAAGUUUGCUAUUCUGUCAGAAGAGCUAACAGAGAGAGGAGAGUUAACAGCUGCUAAGAUAUGGCAACUUGAAGGCCAAGAAGAUGUGAAGCCAUCGCCAUAUUCCAACUUUUAAAACCAAAAAAUAAUAUUUAAUA